Molecule: messenger RNA, 2754 nt
Organism: Carassius carassius (crucian carp)
Lineage: Eukaryota; Metazoa; Chordata; Actinopteri; Cypriniformes; Cyprinidae
Exons: 10
Coding region: 109-2427 (772 amino acids)
Molecular function (GO): protein binding
Source: RefSeq, a predicted model, not a curated record
GUGACAUCACAGCAGGAGAGCCCCGCCCACAGUGGCACAUAAAUAGAGAUCAAUGCUCUGUUCUCUCACGAGUGUUACACCUGUGAUCAAUCUCUUCACCUGCAUCAGAUGUUGGCUGCUCUGACAAUGGAGGAACGAGAGAACAAGAGGUCUGUUGAACGCAAGAUUGUGCACUGUUUGCAGUGCUACAAGCCACAGGAGAACCUCUCUGUUCACCUGGCCAGGGUGUGCAUGAAAAAAAGCACAGCAGAAGAACGAGCGGAGCAGGUGAAGAUAGCUAAGGCUUCCAGCAGAGAGUGGAUCCGGAAGAACAGGACCUGGAAUUACCAGCAGCUCUGUGAGCUCCUGCCUGACAGAUGCUCUCGGAUCUCCAUGGUCAAGGAGCUUCUUCGCCGUGGUUUCUUCAUCAUGAACCAGCCAGAGGAGUCCGACAUGGUCUUGGACCCUGAAGGUGACCUGGCCUCUGAUGAUGGUGAUGCAACCACCGCCGAAUCCUCCGGAGAUCCUCAAACAAUAUCCCAAUCUGUGAGGUCAAAGAUAAAGAAAGAGGAGGGUCUGCUUGACAAGUUCCCUGCUCGGGCUGGGCUCUUGGUGGACUUUAAAAACUACUUGACUAUGUCAAAGAAGGUCCCCAACUGGAAACAGGAGAUUGACAACGUGUCCCGUUUCCUUCGGUACUUGCAUCCCACUGAGAUUGAGCCGUCUCUGGACUUCCUGUCAAAAAGCAGAGAGACCCAGGACUUUCUGACGGCCUUGAAGCACACUGAUGUGUCUUCAGCCACCAUCCACAAUUACAUCAAGAGCAUGAAUAGGUUCUUAGAGUACUUGAUGCUAAGACUGGAUUUUCAAAAAAGAGACCCGCAGCUGUCGACCAACUGCCAGAGAUACGCUAACAUGUUGAAGACCCUGCAGAAGACUGUACUCAAGAGCCACGAUGACAAGACGUCUGACUCAAGACCUGAAGGCACUCCCUGCAUUAAAGAUUGCCAGAAGAUUUUGAGAGAGGCAAAGCCAGACUUCCUUUGUAUCCAUAAGAAUCUGCUUAUAGGGAAAAAGGUCUCAAAUGCAGAGAAGAUGCUGUACCGCUAUUACUGCGAGGCGCUCUUGGUCUUCCGUCACAUGCAGCUUCCAGGAGCUGUGGAAGGCUUGACAGAUGCAGACUGGGUAGAGAGGAUCGCACAAGAUGGCAGGGUGGUGAUUGGUGUAAGGCAGGAGAAAACUGCGAGUAUGCAAAUCGCCUUGACACAAGACGAGGAAGCUUGCUUCCAGCUGUACUACAAGGAGAUCAGGCCUAAGAACAUUGGGCUCAAAAAGUUCUGCCAAAGUUUUUUUACUACGACGUCUGGUGAUGCUGUUCAUAAUGUCUCACAAGACAUGAAUCGCCUCCAUGAAAUGUAUAAGCUGACCCCUUUCAGGAGUUAUGAUGUACGGAGGGCCGUUAAGAACGCUGCAGAAAAUCUUCCAGCACACCAACAUGAGGCUGUGAUUCAUUACCUGACCCAUAGCACUAGUGCAGACAGAAGGCCACGGCCUCAGGAUAUUGUGGAUGCAGCUUUACUGCUAGACUCCUUGAAGGGCACUUCUACAGAAGAUGACACCUCCUUGGCUGAGCUGAGUACUGCUGGAAACAGGGAGCAACAGGCUUUGCGGAAAGACUUCUCUGCCUUUCUGGACAGAUUUCCAGUUUCAAUGGAGGGCCAGCCACCGACCAAAAAGCAGCGGGUCGAUUCAGGGUUUCCUGAAGACCGUGUCUUCUAUGACAAGUGGAGAGCCACCCAGUAUACCCAGAGAGAGGAAUAUCUGUUGUCACAAUUCACACACCACAAGCCAUCUGCCUCAGAGGUGUUAAGUCUGAUUGCACAGGAGGGGUGGAAGGCCAACUGUCCAAAGCCAGAAGAAAUUGAACGCCUGUGGAAACCAGCGUCCACAGACACCAUUGAGACAGAUGAGGUUAUAAUAAAAUGUGUGUCUGAGCAGGCCUGGACAGGCCUGGCCUUCAAGGACUUUGGUGCUGAGGAGGGUCUAGGGGUGGUUGCAACCCGACCGUUUUCUAAAGGCGACAUUGUGUGCGAUUACCACGGAAAGGUAAUCAGUGCAGCCGAAGGGAUGGCCAUGAUGGAGGGACAUCGUGACGAGGCCAGGUACCUGUUCUUCUUUAAAGCUGGACAGAGAGACAUGUGCAUUGAUGCAAAUAUGGGCUGCAAUUGCCACCCCAACACAGACACAGUCGGCCGUAGAAUUAAAUGUUGUUCUAAGAGGCCCAACCUGGAGCCCCUUCACUGUGUGAUGAAGGUAGAUGGAGAGGACCAGGAUGUCAUCCUCUUCAAGGCACUGCAGGACAUCAGCAUUGACACACAAUUAAAAUUCUACACUGGAGUAAUAAGAAAGUCUUUCCUUGGCCUGGACCUGGAUUGGUUGGAUGAGUAGGCUGGGUCCACAGGUCCAUUAUCUGCUUCUCCACUGGCAGGCCAGUGCAAGACAGUGCUUUCAACAGACUAGCGGGGCAAAUAGCCUUGGACCAGUAACAUCAAGCCCGAAAUCAGGCUGCGUUUCUACUGUCGGACCAGUACUUAAUCAAAAUGUCCUCAACACGACUCUCUGGAACAGUGGCAUGCAACCUCAUCAUCUGACCAACAAGACGUUUUCUCACAUUGAAACUAGCAAGAUUGCAAUACCAACAUUUUUUUUCACUUCUAGAAUUAAAACCCAAGCAACAGUUUUACCACAGUUCUACAAUAAAAACAAUAAUUAAUU